CCUACCUCUCCCCCUCCCCUCGCCUCCGUCCCCAGAUCCGACCACCCCCCUCGCCUCGCCGCCGGCCCCCCCUCCACGCAACCGUACUCUCCGGGGCCCGCGCGCCGGAAUGGAGGCGGCGCGCGCCAAGGACACCAAGGAGCGCCUGGCCGGGGUGGAGCGCCUGCACGAGGCGCUCGACGCGGCGGCGCGCCGCGGCCUCUCCCCGGCCGAGGUCACCUCGCUGGUGGACACCUGCGUGGAUCUGACGCGGGACGCCAACUUCCGCGUCGCGCAGGGGGGGCUGCAGGCGCUCUCCGCCGCCGCCGUGCUCGCCGGGGACCACUUCAAGAUCCACCUCAACGCGCUCGUCCCCGCCGCCGUCGAGCGCCUCGGCGACGGCAAGCAGCCCGUCCGCGAGGCCGCGCGCCAGCUCCUCGUCACGCUCAUGGAGGUUUCUUCACCAACAAUCAUUCUCGAAAGGGCCGGAAAUUAUGCAUGGACUCAUAAGAGUUGGAGGGUUCGGGAAGAGUUUGUACUUACAGUGGCAACUGCAGUUGGGCUUUUCGCUUCUACGGAGCUUCUCAUGCAACGAGUUUUACUCUCACCCGUCCUACAGUUGAUGAAUGAUUCGAACCAAAGUGUCAGAGAAGCUGCUAUAUCUUGUAUUGAGGAAAUGUACAAGAACAUGGGAUCUCAGUUCCACGAAGAGUUGCAGCGCCAUAAUCUGCCUACAUACAUGCUAAAAGAAAUAAAUUCAAGAUUGAAUAGAAUUGAACCAAAGGUUCCCGCAUCUGAUGGUACUGCAACACAGCAUAAAGUUGCAGCAUCUAGAUCCGUUAGUGUUAACCCAAAAAGAGGCAGCCCACGGACAAAAAGCACACCGAGGGAAAGCACAUUAUUUGGAGGUAAUCUGAUUGGUGAAGUGCAGGAUUCACUGGCAAAGGAAGCUGAGAAAGAUAAACAAAUUGCUUCGGAGGAGGAGGAGGAAGAAGAGUAUGUCUUGCUAGAGUUAGAUGAUGUUCAUUAUUCCUGCAUACAACCAAAUGCCCCUUAUAUACUCUCUGGUUUGGAUACAUUGACUCCUACCUUGGUAGUAGGUGAUAGCCUGAAGAUGAUUGGAGAAUAUGAAGAAACGGUUGGCCCAUGCUAUUUAUUUUCAGAAAGUGAUGCUCCACCAAAGCCCGUUCAUGAAGAGCCGGCACCUCCCAAAGAAAACAAGGACAAGCAAGGCAGAAACAUCAAGGAGGUGAAACAUGUGACGAGCGUUCACAAGAUGCUCAAAUUCCGGUCGACCGGUGAGGGUCGUCAGGAGCACAGAGCAUACCGUUACAGGGACAAGGAGUUUUGAAACACAAUGCUUUGUCUGAUGCUUGUGAUGCACACACACAGCAUGCAAUCCUUUGACCCUUCAAAUGGAAUGCAAGGAUGGUAGUACUUGUUAAAUCUUAAUUACCCACUAGCUAGCAUUCUCUAUCUCGAGGUGAAUUUUGUGUCCUCUCUUUCUGAAUUAUCAAUAUUCUGAAAUUCUGCAACAA
Messenger RNA from Triticum aestivum (bread wheat), 1517 nucleotides. Its product is annotated as CLIP-associated protein. The record is from RefSeq and is a predicted model, not a curated record. The transcript has 9 exons. Gene Ontology annotation, molecular function: microtubule binding. The coding region runs from base 110 to 1330 and encodes 406 amino acids. Gene Ontology annotation, biological process: transcription by RNA polymerase III; microtubule cytoskeleton organization. Gene Ontology annotation, cellular component: cytoplasmic microtubule; transcription factor TFIIIC complex. Lineage: Eukaryota; Viridiplantae; Streptophyta; Magnoliopsida; Poales; Poaceae.